Cyprinus carpio (common carp) is the source of this 2187-nucleotide messenger RNA. RefSeq names its product ADP-ribosylation factor 1-like. NCBI's taxonomy places the organism in Eukaryota, Metazoa, Chordata, Actinopteri, Cypriniformes, Cyprinidae. Gene Ontology annotation, biological process: intracellular protein transport; vesicle-mediated transport. Gene Ontology annotation, cellular component: cytoplasm; plasma membrane. Gene Ontology annotation, molecular function: GTPase activity; GTP binding. The record is from RefSeq and is a predicted model, not a curated record.
UAAGAAAAAAGCACUAAACACGUGUGGUGGCUACAUAGUUCUAUUUAUCACCGCUUCGGCGGAAGUGAUGCAUGACGCACUGACGUGGCCGGAAACCCGCCAUCUUGAGGGAGGAAACGCCUUGAAGUUGAGGAGGAAACUUGAACUAGGAGCGAGAGAGGCGUCUGUCAAACAUGGGCAACAUAUUUGCAAACCUCUUUAAAGUCUUCGGUAAGAAGGAGAUGCGAAUUCUGAUGGUGGGUCUCGAUGCUGCUGGAAAGACGACGAUUCUGUACAAGCUGAAGCUGGGGGAGAUUGUCACCACCAUCCCGACGAUCGGUUUUAAUGUCGAAACUGUGGAGUACAAGAAUAUAAGUUUCACGGUUUGGGACGUCGGUGGGCAAGAUAAGAUUCGACCAUUGUGGCGCCAUUAUUUCCAGAACACACAAGGUCUGAUCUUUGUGGUUGACAGCAACGACAGAGAGCGUGUGAAUGAAGGGCGAGAGGAGCUGAUGAGGAUGUUGGCUGAGGAUGAGCUCAGGGAAGCAGUUCUGCUCGUGUUUGCCAACAAACAGGAUCUACCGAACGCCAUGAACGCUGCCGAAAUCACGGACAAGCUGGGGCUGCAUUCGCUCCGGCACAGGAACUGGUACAUUCAGGCCACAUGCGCCACAAGCGGCGACGGCCUCUAUGAAGGACUCGACUGGUUGUCCAAUCAACUGAAAAACCAGAAAUAACAACCUUAGUUCUUCCUUAGUUUGAUAUUCUCAGCACUUGCUUUAUUCUUUUGUUUUUAAACAAACGGUGCUGGAAGCUGCGCUCAUUUCAAACCCCAUUAACACGGAAGAAUAGGGCCCUACAGUCAAAGUGUUGCUCUCUCGUUUAAUGUAAAUAGUUUUUUGUUUUGAGGCAGCUUUUUGAGCACCAUUAUGCAAAAUAGAUUUAGCCUUUCGUUGUUUAUUCCUGUCUUUUUUUUUUUCCCCCGUUCUUACUGCCCGAGUCAUUGGAGAGAGUUUCAAGUAAACUCUUGUCAGGUCUCAUUUGAAUCUUGCACAUGUAUUAUUUUAUUGUGCUUAUGAUAAGACUCUUUCUUAGACGUACUGUAAACGAAGCUGUUAUGUUUGUCUUGGACGGAGUACAGGAAAUCAAACAUUACAGACACUACCUGCACAUAUAACGGUUCAAUUUUGAGGAAAAGAAACCAAAAACGAUUACACUGUCUUCUCAGCCUCUAGCUUUACUGUCAUGAAGCUUUAGGAGCUGUAGAGUUAUGAAGUCAGCAACACAAAGAUAUUUCUGUUAUGAGAUUCCCAAUACACAACAGAUGUUUUGUUGUGAGUAUGUGGGAGAAAAGUUGGCGUGGCUCAGGUUAAUCAAGGUUUGUAGGAGGGUGAAGUAAUACAUUCAGGCACGUAACAGUAAUGAGAUUUUUUAUUUUUAGAGGACUGGAGGUUGUUUCAUGAAAACAAUGUGACGAUAUAAUUUUUUUUUUGCAAAAAUAGGUCUCAUUUUCUAUAUGCAAAAUGUUGUUUAUUUUAUUUAUGGGUGGUGAAAUGUGUCCUGAACACUUUUUUUUUUUAUUUUUUUUUUUUUUUUAUUUACCCAUAAAGAGAAACUGAAAGAUUGGUUUUAUGCACCUAGCGUUAAAAUUCAUGUUGUUUUGACACUCUAUUUAAGUGUUACUUUCUAUUUCUUAUUUGGGACUCCUAAUCUAACCACCCAUUUGAAUAAACAACAGUCUCAUCUAACCACAUACUACAACUUGAUCUCUAAAAAAAAAAAUGAUUUGUGCAUUUUUAUUGUUUUAGGACAUAACGCAAAACAUAUCUCCAGAGUGUUGGCAUGUUAAUAUCAACGAGCUUUCUGUUGUGCAUGUAGAUGUCAUUUUUCCCCAGACUAGCCGUGGUGCCUUUAUGACAAACAGAGACUCCCGUUUCAGAUUAAUAAUCUUAAUGUUCAAUGUUAAACAAUGUUAGGGCUGAUGGUUUUAAAGUUACUUUAUUAUUUAUCUUUUUUUCUCUCUCUCUCUUUCCCAGUUAACUUCUAAUUUGGUAGACACAGAUUACUUUGGGUCAAAUUAUGUGAAUCUCUUAGCAAAAUGAUGUAUAAUGUGACUCUUAACCUAUGUUUUUUUUUUUGUUUUGUUUUGUUUGGUUUGUUUUUUUAAUUUUGACAUGCACUGUAAUUAAAGAUACUAGUAUAACUGGA